CAGUUGUGGGUUAGUGCAUCUCUCAGUCGAGUUUCCAUGGUCGGUGCAUGUUGUUCUUGUUGCUGUUGUUGUUUGUUGUUGAACAUUAUUCCAACAUGGCAGACACCAGCAAAGCAGAAAGAUUAGCGGCUGCUCGAAAAAAGCUGCAAGACUUUCAACGUAAGAAAGAUAUUCUCCCAGUACCCAACAACAAUCCUCCACCAGCUGCCCCGGUUCUUGAGAGUUAUGGGGUGUCAACAUCAGAACAAAACCCAAAGUUAAAUUUUGAGGAAACCACAGUUCCAAAUGUAAAUUUGUUUGGUCCCACAAGCACUCCUCAAGUGCCUAUUGGAAUACCUGAACAUGUUCCAAGCUACAUCCCUGGGGAAGAAAUGGUUAGCAGUGGAAACCCUCAAGCCACAAAUGGGUUUCAAUUUUCCAGUUCAGGAAUGGAGUACUCUCAUUCAAAUCCAUAUACGAGUGUACCCGCACCUAUUUCAUCACUACAUGAAACUCCCACAGUCUUCUGUGGGAAUUCAUACUUCAAUAAUGGAAACAGUGCUAGCUCUGAACUGUUUGGUACUGCUGGUACCAAUGUCAAUAACUACGACUAUUCGCAGCAAGGUUCUUUUCCACCUCUACAAGGUGCUAGUGCUAGUGCAUACUCAACAGCUCAUCUGUUUGCCCAGACCAAUGAUGCAAUGGCCAAGUGGGAUUUGAAUCCCCCUCCUACAUCAAGUCCUCCAGACUUGACCGACACACCUGUGUCUAUUCCAACCCCUCAUAGUGAAAUUACUGAGGGUGAAAUGCCAUUGUUUACUAAAGAAGAAAUUUCUCUGGAUGAGGUCCCUCUCAUGCCUCUACCACAAACUGAGCAGAAAGAGCCAUCUGAAAAUGGAUCUGCAUUAAUCCUUGAUGAUGGUGUGCCCCAAGAAAAUACAGAACCAACAAUACCUGUAAAUGGAAGCUUUAGUGCAGAAAGUAUACGGCAACUUUCUGAUCAGAUUACCCAACUCAUUGACCCUUCUGUGAAGGAAGAUGAAAAACAAAACUCUUCAUUUGCCACUCUCCUGGAAUCUCGUAAUCAGGAGCUAGCAGCACAGCUUGCAGUUGAACGCCGUAAUAAUCAGCAGCUUCAGUUUACACUGAAAGAAAGUCAAUCACAAGUCUCUCACCUGCAAUCAAAGGUUGAUGAUUUACAAUCACAGCAGGAAGUUAUACUUGCAAGACAUCUGGGUCCUCUUCAAGAACAAUUAAGAGCUCAUGCUCAAACUGUAGGAAUUUUGGUGGGGGAAAAAACUGAGCUAGAAGCAGCAAUUAACCACCACACAGCUACAGCCAAGCAACAUGCAAGUGAAGUUGAAGAGCUACAGAAUCGCUUGAGAGCUUCUCGUCAUCGUGUAAGUGAACUUGAGAAAGAACUCACAUCAGUGACAGCAUCUGCCUCAGCAUCUAAUAAACAGACGACUAAUCAUGUUCAAGCGAUAGACCAGUUGCGUUUGCAAAAUGGAAUGCUGGCCAAACAGUUAGACGAUGCAGAAGAGGAAGCCUCAGAACUGCGUCAGAAAUUAGGUGCUCGUGUGUCUGAAGUUGCUUCACUUGCAGCACAGCUGCAAGAGAAGCAAUCCCAACUUUCACUGUCCCAGUUACGGAUCACACAGCUGAGUUCAUCUGAUAAUCCAGAGGCCACUGCUGAAAUUGAGUCCUUGCAUCAGUUGAAGAUAUCAUUGGAAAGAAGGUGCACAGAAUUGACUGAAACUGUCCGACAGUUAAGUGCUGAUCGUGACCAGGCUGACCAACAAUAUCAGCAAUAUGUGGCACAGCUCAAUGGACAACUACAGACUGCUCAAUCUAAACUUGAGUCGGUGAACAUGGAGAAUGACAGAUUAAAAAAUCGAGAGGAAGACUUGGUCCGAAAUAUGUCCGAGCUGGAAAGACAACUUCAACAGCAAAUUCAAUUACACCAGCAGCAACAGCAACAGUUGCAACACAACCAAUUCCAGCAACAGGCUCAACAAGAACCCGAUCAAAGGCCUGAUAACCAAGUAAACCUUGAAGACAAAAUCUCUGAAUUGCAAGAGGAGAGGCAGAGACUCCAAUCAUCAUUGGCAUCUGAGACUCAGGAAUUAGCUAAUCUCCGCCUCAAACUGGAAGAGAAGGAUGCACAUAUUGCAGAUCUAGAAACUCUUUGUAAUGAAAGACCAGAUCAGUCUAGGCUUCUAGCUGCCAUGGAGAGUGACAAGGUUGCUGCUGCUCAGGCUACAUCCCAGAACACUGUUCUAAAACAACAACUUCAGGAAUUACAAGAUGGUUUCAUCAAAAUGAGUAACGAUAAACUAAACUUAACAGAAAGUUUAGAGCAUGAGAAACAUGUAAAUAAAGAGAUGGGAGAAAAAAUUUCACAACUUGCUGAAGAGUUACAUGAACUAAGGGUUUUGGUUUCUGAAAAAGAACGGCGACUUCAGGAGUACCGAGAGCAUGAACUAGAACACAGCCAUGAUGAUCAAAAUUGUAAUGGAAGUCAUGAUCACAAUGUAAGUCAUGGCAAUAAUAUGAAGGAAAGUUCAGAUCAUAUUCAUGAUAAGCAGCAAGCGCAUGUGACUUCUAGCUUACAAGAACAACUAAGUCAAGCUCAUGAACACAUUCAUAAUCUCAGUAGUCAGAACAAUAACUUGCGCAGGUUGAUAAAUCAAAAAUCUACCGAGAGCCAUGAGUCUGGAAGCAGCAGCAGUGCUACAGAAGAAGUUACAACAGAUGAUGCUGCUGCUGAUCAUGACACAAAUUGUGAAGAUGCUUCAGAUAACCAUGCAAAUUACAAUUGUAUGCAGUAUGCAAUGGAAAAGCUCCAAGAACGUUUUACACGUACCAUGGGAGAAGUAGCAGAACUGUCUGAUGAAAAACAGCGUUUGGAACAUCUUGUCUUGCAGCUUCAAGGAGAGACUGAAACUAUUGGAGAGUAUGUUGCCCUCUACCAAAUGCAACGAGCUGCACUCCAGCAAAGAGCUCGAGAAAAGGAUCAUCAAUUAGCGAGUCUUUCAGCGGAGCGUGAAGAUUUACGCCGUAAGCUACAAGAAUUGAAUCAACUUAUUCAACGCUUGCUAGAGGAAAGAGGAACUGAGACAGCCAAAGAAGCUCUUCCUGUACUUGAAGGACUCAAAGAGAAUUCUACUUUAAGAAAUGAAACUGAUGUGAUUGAGGUUCCUCACAUCGCUGAUCACGUUGACCAGGAUGUUACCAGUGACGUAGCCAAACGACUGUCAAAGAAGAUAAUGGAUAUAAUUGAAGACAUUUCAGUGACUAAUGAUGUUGAGACAUCUUUCCACCCAUGUCCCUGGUGUUCAGGAAGACUCAUAAAUGUUUGAACUAUUUUUAUCAUUUUUAUCAGUCCAUCAGUCAGACUGGUAGAAACAAAUUUUGGCUUUAUGAAACUUUCUCUACUUAACAUUUUUCAGUGAGAGAAAUUAAUUACCAUUUCGUUCUUGCAUCUCUUAUACCAAAAAAAUGUCAUCACUGUUUCUAAAUUUUCUAAAUUGCCAGUAUUGUGGAAAAAUGGUGGGUGUAUUUUGUAUUUAUACCAGAGAUAAAUGCUCUGUUUAUACUAGACUUUUAAUGUCAAAUAUUAUAACUAAUGUAUUUGAAGAAAAAAUAUUUUUAAAGUUACCACAUCCUGAAUGAAUGUCUGUGAAUUAUUUUCUUAUAGUUUUCAUAAGAAAAUAUUAUUUAAUAUUAGUUUGAGCUUUUUAAGAUGAAAAUCAGUCUUAAGUCCUAGGGUUUUAUCAAGUUCAGGCAAUAUGCCGACGAUCAGCACAACGGCAUAUCGCCUUAACUUUGAUAAAGUCCAUUUUGUUCUUUUUUUGUUGCUUUCUCCUCUUAGUCCAUGGAGGUUUAAUGUACAAUGUGUCAUAGUGUGGCAAAUAUAUUUAUUUGUGUCUGUUA
Molecule: messenger RNA, 3915 nt
Organism: Frankliniella occidentalis (western flower thrips)
Lineage: Eukaryota; Metazoa; Arthropoda; Insecta; Thysanoptera; Thripidae
Product: golgin subfamily A member 2
Exons: 15
Coding region: 48-3341 (1097 amino acids)
Biological process (GO): Golgi organization
Cellular component (GO): cis-Golgi network; Golgi cisterna membrane; Golgi cis cisterna
Source: RefSeq, a predicted model, not a curated record